AUGACUGAUACACACCAAUCAUGGAUUGAUAUGGCUACAGAAACUGAUGUUGCUAUCCAACAACCUAUAGUUGAAAAGGUUGAAGAAACACAAAAGCCACAAGAAAUGACAUAUUAUAAAGAAAGAUAUGGAGAAUCUGAUUAUGUAUUAAUGUUCUGGAACCCAAGUCAACCCCUUGAACAAUGGAUGAUUAAAGACUUAUUAGAAGGAAUUGAUGUCAAAGCUAGAGGAAUUAGAGUAGGUAAAACUGGAAAGUGUUAUGCUGAUUUUGAAAAUGCUGAAACACUUGAACGUGUAAAAGAACUUGAUGGAAAUUCAGUAGGAGAUAUUGUUAUCACUGUUUCUGCUGUUCCACCAAGAGAUGAUUCACAAAAGAAUUCAUUUAAUAAACCAAGAAGAGAUGGUAGAGAACCAAAGGAAGAUGGUAAUGAACAAAGAAGAAGAGGUAGAGGAAAUAGAGAAGGUGGAUCAUAUAGAGAAAGAAAAGAAAACCAAGAAAGAAAGGAACGUGGUGAUGGAGAAGAACGAAGUCAUAGAGGACGUGGUGGGUAUAGAAAUAAUUAUAGAAAUGGAGAAAAACGAGAUUAUAAACCAAAAUAUCAUUAUGGUAAUGAACAACAAAAAGAAUCCACAAAAGAAGAAGUAAAAUCAUUAGGAACUUCUUCUCAAGAAACACCAAUUGAUUCUAAACCAAUUGAACAUAAGACUGAUAUUAAAGAAAUUCCAGCUCAUAACAACACUGAAAAAAAAGAAGAAAGACAACAACUCCCACCAAGAGAAGGAAGAAGAUAUGGAGAAAGAAAAGAACAUACACAUGGUAGAAGAGAAGGAGGUGAUCAAAGAAGAGGUGGAAGAGGAGGUAAAAAACAAUUCCAUGCAUCUGAACCAAUUGAAUGGGAUAAUGUUAAGAAAGUUUCUCACCCUGUUGAACAACAACCUGUUGUUGUUAAACAAGAACCACAACCUAAUAUACAAGAUGAUGAAGGAGAGUGGCAAGAAGUUAAAUCAAAAACACAAAAGAAGAAAGGAGGAAAAUAA
Entamoeba dispar SAW760 is the source of this 1038-nucleotide messenger RNA. RefSeq lists its product as uncharacterized. The transcript has a single exon. NCBI's taxonomy places the organism in Eukaryota, Evosea, Mastigamoebida, Endamoebidae. The coding region runs from base 1 to 1038 and encodes 345 amino acids. The record is from RefSeq and is a predicted model, not a curated record.